Messenger RNA from Glycine soja, 1065 nucleotides. RefSeq lists its product as uncharacterized. The record is from RefSeq and is a predicted model, not a curated record. The coding region runs from base 1 to 1065 and encodes 354 amino acids. The transcript has 2 exons. NCBI's taxonomy places the organism in Eukaryota, Viridiplantae, Streptophyta, Magnoliopsida, Fabales, Fabaceae.
AUGUCUGUAGGAGGGUCGCCUCCAACGACGAAAAUGAGGGAAAAGCUUGACCUCCUCGAGGAGAGGUUAAGAGCUGUUGAAGGAUUUGGUGACUUUCCGUUCACGGACAUGAUGGACUUGUGCCUAGUGCCAGACGUCAUCAUCCCUCCCAAGUUCAAAGUACCAUACUUUAACAAGUACAAAGGGACUACUUGCCCCAAGAACCAUUUGAAGAUGUACUGUCGAAAGAAGGGCAUGCAUUCAAGGGAUGAGAAGUUACUUAUGCACUUCUUCCAAGAUAGUUUGUCCGACGCUGCGGUGGUUUGGUACACCAACUUGGAGGUGUCCCGCAUUCGAUCAUGGAAGGACUUGAUUACUGCCUUUAUUAGGCAGUACCAAUACAACACAGAUAUGGCUCCUGAUAGGACCCAGAUUCAAAACAUGUUCAAGAGAGAGCACGAAUCCAUCAAAGAGUAUGCCCAGAGAUGGAGGGAUUUGGCGGCCCAGGUGGUACCUGUUCGAACCUGCUUCGCAUACCUCGUCUUCGCGGGCGAAAGGAUAAAAGUCGGGUUGAAAAGAGGGAAGUUCGACUAUGCGUCUCUCGCCUGCACCAGCAAUUGGAGGGAGGGAACAACUGGGGCAAGGAAGAAGGAAGGCGACACCCACGCUGUCACCUCCACACCCACUUGGUCUAAGUCUCAACCGGCCCCACACAACACCCACCAGUAUGCCCAACAUCACCCAAGCUUUGCGGCCCGCGCCGGAAGCUCUUCUCCCUCGGCACCCGUCCAACCAAGGACGCCCACACCACCACCAAGGGUCUCCCCUCUGGCGCCGGCUCCAGCCCAGCCUCGUCCCAACAACAAGUUUUCCCGCAGCACAAGCUACAACGCCAGAAGAAGCCCUCCGGCGAGGAGAACCCCAAAAUUUUCCCCGAUCCCCAUGUCCUAUGGGGACCUCUUGCUAUCACUAUUGUCCAACCAUAUGGUGGUAGUAACCCCGGGAAGAACUUAUCAAGUCCCUUUUCCCAAGUGGUACGAUCCCGACGCCACUGCGCAUACCACGGGGGAACCCUGGGGAACUUGA